This is a messenger RNA of Mycena indigotica, 840 nucleotides long. RefSeq lists its product as uncharacterized. The record is from RefSeq and is a predicted model, not a curated record. The coding region runs from base 10 to 840 and encodes 276 amino acids. The transcript is spliced from 3 exons. Lineage: Eukaryota; Fungi; Basidiomycota; Agaricomycetes; Agaricales; Mycenaceae.
GUUCCACCCAUGUCCGAAGAGACGUUCUUGGCCCCUUGUACCAAAACUACGGCAGAACGAAGCGUCUUUCAAUCAACGGGCAUCCUGAAAGUCAUCAUCCAAUCAGCUCAUAUCGAUUCUGGCGUCAGGUGGUGUCUUCAGCCACCAAGCCCUUUCGUUGUCGUGCAGGGAGGGUUCGUCUUCCAAAGAACGAAGACGCGAGAUCACACAUACGAUCCUAGCUGGCUAGAGGAAACUUUGUUUCUACUUGUGAGUUCGGCGGACGAGAAUGUCAAGCUCAAGGUGUACGAUGCGCACAGACACUGGAAAAAUCGAUUGCUUGGGGUCGCGGUGCUUAGAGGAGGGACACUUGACACACAGCUGGCUCUGCUAAGAAGAGGGCAGAAAGUGGGAGAUCUGUCAUGCUCAGCCUUUUAUUAUCCAGCGGAAGCCGCAGACGAUGGAAGUGAGACGGGAAUCGCGAGACUGACUCUUCAUCGCGUUGAAGGCUUGGCACAGCCACCAGUGGCUAACGGAUGCAACGCUUUUGGAUUGCCAGCAACGAAGCUGAGAGCAUUAGUUCGUCUGGAUUGGGAUGAGCGGCCAAUAUUCGCCACUAAGAAGGUUGUGUUGAAGGAUGGCGUCGCAGCGUGGGAGUUGGCCCAUGAGUUCCUAUGUCGCAAGAGCUCGACAUGCAAGGUAAACAUCGAGGUUUGGAAUGAAACCAGGGGCGAGCAGGUUGGGCUUGUCCAUAUCGGGCUAAUGGAGAUGGUUGAAGCAGAGCGAGCAAGUUGGCCGUUGGCAGGAACAUCGGUGGCCACAGUCAAAGCGUCGGCCGAGUGGCGCCGCGUCACACUGUGA